CCAAUACAUCCAUGUAUUGUAUUCGGUAAUUCGUCCUGCUCAGUCCGAGCUCACAGUUACGGUGAGCGAUUGAUGUGGUCUGAACGUCAUGUGCACUAUCGUCACUAGAAAAAAAUGGCUGACGAGGUAGAAGAAACAAACACAGCUGUCGAAGAGAGCGACUCUACACAGCCUGAAGCCGACGUUUUAGAAGUUCCUGCAGACAAUGGAGUUAACAGCGAUACAGAGGACCAGAAAGCCAAGCCUGUGGCAGAGAGCAAUUGGUCUGCACCCAUCCUGUCGCUGGCACGAAAGGCGUCGGAGACGAUUAGCGGGGUCAGCUACGGUGCAGCUUUGAGAAAUGUCACAGCGGGAUCCACUGUCAGCUCUCCUGUCAAGGAAAACUUUGAAAACGAGACAAGUACGAACACAAAGUUCCCAGAUGUACCAGCAAUGAAAGAUCCUAUGGCUAUUGAGAGAUCCAACCUUCUUAGUAUGAUGAAGUUAAGCAUCAAGGUGUUGAUUCAGUCUUCUCUAAGUCUGGGGAGAACUCUAGACUCUGACUACCCUCCACUUCAGCAGUUCUUUGUGGUUCUAGAACACUGUCUCAAGCAUGGACUGAAAGCUAAGAAGUCUUUUAUCAGUCAGAACAAGUCUAUCUGGGGUCCUCUGGAGCUGGUUGAGAAGCUGUGUCCUGAGUCGGCAGAUAUUGCCACCAGCGCCAGAGACCUGCCAGGUUUAAAGACUGGAUUGGGCCGUGCUAGGGCUUGGCUUCACCUGGCUCUCAUGCAGAAGAAAGUAGCUGACUACAUAAAAGCCUUGCUGGACCGCAAGGACCUGUUAAGUGAGUUCUAUGAGCCUGGGGCGUUAAUGAUGGAGGAGGAAGGGAUAGUGAUUGGGGGCAUGUUGGUUGGACUGAACGUCAUCGACGCCAACCUCUGCAUCAAAGGGGAAGAUCUGGACUCUCAGGUGGGGGUCAUCGACUUCUCCUUGUACCUGAAAGAUACUUCAAGCACUGAGACCUCUAAGGAUGACACCAAAAUGACGGCCAUUUUGGAUCAGAAGCACUACAUUGAGGAGCUGAACCGCAACCUCAGCGGCACAGUCACCGACCUGCAGGCCAAGAUGGACUCCCUGGAGAAGACCAACAGCAAGCUCAUUGAGGAGCUCACGGCAGCGACAGACAGGAUUAACUCUCUACGCGAAGAACAGGAGACGUUGAGGAAGGAGAACGAGUCGAUCCUCCAGAGCAGCCUGAAGAAGGAGGAGGCGACGCUGCAGGACAGUCAGGUGGAAUUGGAGACGUACAGACAGACUCGCCAGGGUCUGGAUGAGAUGUACAACGUGGUGUGGACACAGUACCACGAGGAGAAACGCAUCCGGCAGGAGUUGGAGCGGGAGUUGGAGCUGCAGGUGGGCCUGAAGCAGGAGAUGGAGGUGGCCAUGAGGCUGCUGGAGAAGGACACGCACGAGAAGCAGGACGCCCUGGCAGCCCUCCGGAUCCAGCUGGACCAGGUGAAAACCCUCAACCUGCAGAUGUUCCACAAAGCUCAGGAUGCGGAGAGAGACACCGAGAGCAAGCAGGAGGCCGCGGCUCAGCUGGAGGACAAGAUGAUGCACAUGGAGACCGCCAUGCAGGAGAUGGAGCAGAGGCUGCAGAACUCGGAGCGCGAGAGGAGGCAGAGCGACCAAUCGGACAGAGACAUGAGGUCGGAGCUGGAGGGCAAGGUGGAUGCGCUGCAGAAACAGCUGGGUGACCUGGACACACUGAGGCUGGGUUUGGAGAGUGACCUGCGCAGCGAGAAGGAGGAGAGGCAGAGCCUGCAGAGAGCUCUCCAGAGGGAGCAGGACAACAGCACAGAGCUGCGCACGCAGCUGCAACAGCUGCAGGGGCUGCACACGGAGCUCCAGGACCUGAAGGAGGAGAAGAAACAGCUCCAGCAGAUCUGCGAGGAGCAGGAGCAGGCUCUACAGGAGAUGGGCCAGCACCUGAGUCAGUCGAAGCUCAAAAUGGAGGACUUCAAGGAGGUCAACAAGGCCUUGAAGCCUGGUGUUGUUGUUCCCCGUCAGGGCCAUGCCUGGCUCAAGGAUGACGAGGCUACCCAGUGUAAGCAGUGCCAGAAGGAGUUCUCCAUCGCUCGCAGGAAGCACCAUUGUAGGAACUGUGGGGAUAUCUACUGCAACAGCUGCUCUGCGAACGAGCUGGCCCUGCCUUCCUACCCUCGGCCUGUCCGGGUGUGUGACAUCUGCCACUCACUGCUGCUGCAGAGAGGCUCCUCCGUCUCCUGACAGAACCACACACACACACACUGUCUCACACACAUUCUCUCUCAUGUCUAACUUUCCAGUUGUUACUGAAGUCAUCUAGACAAAAGACUCAUGUUCUACAUUCAUGUUUCCUAAAAAAAAAUCUUUUUUAUAUAAAAUCCUUAGCAUUAAAAAUGAACAGGAAACAUCAUUUGAUGUGUUUCCAAGAUCGGUUUCUACAUCUGCCUGGAAAUUAGGACUGUCUAUGGAAUGUUAUCAAAGGUCCUUCUGCAUGACUGGGUCUGAGUGUGAACCGUCAAACUACAUUAAACUAACAGAAAUAUUUUGUUGUGGAGGGACAGGGAAUUUAGAAUCAAGUAACCAGAUCAAUGAUUUUCACACGAGUUUCUAUUGUGUUUAAACAAAUGUAACUUUGUUACAGUUUUUGUCCUACAUCUUAACAAUAGUGAAAAAAUCAUGAUAACUGUUGUCAUUUGCAUAAGAAGUAUUCCAGUACGGUUCAAAGACUUUUGUAGAGAAGGGAGGUGCAAGAUGUAAUGUUCCCUUUUUAAAUUUGAGGCAUAUCUAAUUAAAUGUAGAUCUGAAUUGUAAAUGACUACAGAAUGUUAACACAUCAAGAAUUUAAGAUGUCUAUUUUAGAAUGUAUAUACAACUUUGACCCAGUAUUAAGCGAUUUUCUUAAUUUGGGCAUGUUUUGACCAACAUGUUUUCUAUCUAGAUAUUUGAUAAAGAGUACUAAAUUUAACAAAAAAUACUUUGUUUUUACUUAGACUGUAGUCUGCACACCACAAACAUGAGCCACCAAGUUGAUCAUUGAGACAUCUUUACUCACUCUGUGCACAUUGAAUACAAAGAAAGAAACAGUAGAAAUGUUCACAAACUCAGACCCCAGUUCUCCCCCAGGUAUAAAUCAGCAAGCUUAACCCCCCUCCCAACCAUUAUAAAACUAAACCUUUAACCAUGCAGUUUUAACUAUGUCGAAUGUCACAUUCACAUAUUUCAUACUUCGAGAAAGCACUUCAAUUUAUGCAGAAUCAAUGUAAGGAGAAACAUCUAGAUAUAUACAGAAUGUAUUUCUGAGCGUUGGUGGGUCUGAAGUGAAAGAGAGUCAACACAAGGGGAGCUACACAAACUGAUAAGCGACAUCUCUUCAGUAUGGGGCAACAUAGAAACGGCACACUGUCUGAUAAUGAAAAUACAUGUGGGUAUUCCAACCAACUAACAUAGAUGUGUGUAGGUCUAUACGCUCAAAUGCAAGGAUGGUAAGAAAAAACAGUGACCAACCUUUAUCCUAAACCUUACGUAAUAAAAUUGUGAAAAAUACAUCCCUUA
This is a messenger RNA of Osmerus eperlanus (European smelt), 3579 nucleotides long. RefSeq names its product RUN and FYVE domain containing 1 (gene rufy1). Gene Ontology annotation, biological process: protein transport; regulation of endocytosis. Gene Ontology annotation, cellular component: cytoplasm. NCBI's taxonomy places the organism in Eukaryota, Metazoa, Chordata, Actinopteri, Osmeriformes, Osmeridae. The coding region runs from base 115 to 2268 and encodes 717 amino acids. Gene Ontology annotation, molecular function: metal ion binding. The record is from RefSeq and is a predicted model, not a curated record. The transcript has 17 exons.